CUUCUGGUUUUCGUCUUUAAUUAUUCUUUUUCAACAUCCUUUUUUUGCUUUUGAUCUUUGUUUUCUUUUGUAGAGAGAAUCACUUUUUUUUUUUUUUAUUAUCUUUCCAAUUGUUACUUUUUCCAAACAUCACUUGUUAUGGGUAUCUCUCCCGCUGCUGCUGCUGAACUUUGUUUUUCUUCUAUAUUGGCAGCAGCUUUUUUUCAACAACAGAUGGGUUUGCUUUCCAGGUCGAAUUCUUAUGAGGUAGCAGAGCUAACAUGGGAGAAUGGUCAGCCAGCCAUGCAUGGGCUUGGUGGGCUGCUUCACUCUAGCCAGGCUACAAAGGCCACAUGGGGUAGGACCAGUGAAACCCUAGAGUCUAUAGUCCACCAAGCCGCAUCAUGCCACAGUACACAACAAAACAUAAACUCAAACCACCACCAGGAGCCGGCAAAGAUAGCCUCCGCUGUCGCAUCAUCGGACGGCAAAUGGGCAGAAACGUCCUCCGGGCAACAACAGGCACAGAUGGACCCCUCGAUAAAGAAACGUGCAAGAUCAGAGUCGAACCAAUACUGUCGAAGCAACAGGGAUCAUGAGCAUGUGGACCGUAGUGCAUGUGCAAGUGCUAGUCCCAUAACGACUUAUGCUUCUUUUGAGUCUACCCCUAGCUACAAGGCCAAGACCACUGAUAAUGAGGAUUCUUCUUCUCAUGGUGGAUCGGAAAACCAAUAUGAAGAUCGAGAGACCAAAACAAUCAGAUCUGAUUCAAGUAGAAGAAGUCGAGUUGCUGCCGUUCACAAUCAAUCAGAGCAGAGACGAAGAGAUAGGAUCAAUCAAAAGAUGAAAGCUCUCCAGAAGUUGGUUCCUAAUGCAAGUAAGACAGAUAAAGCAUCAAUGCUGGAUGAGGUGAUAGAGUACGUGAAACAACUACAAGCACAAGUUCAAGUAAUGAGUGUGAGAAACAUGCCUCAGAUGAUGAUGCCUUUAGGGAUGCAACAACAUCUUCAUCAAAUGUCUCUCCUAGCACGUAUGGGCAUGGGGGUUACUCAUCUUGGUUUGGGAAUGGGGAUGCUUCAUGACAUGUCCACAAUAGGACAUACCACUACUGCACCUCCACUACUCCACCCUGCACCACCAGCCGCCACUGCUGCCGCCGCUGCAUUUGCUCCUCCUCCUCCUCAUCCCUUUGUAGUUCCCUCUAUGAUCCCAGCAGCAAAUCCGGACCCUGCCGCCAAUAGUUCAGCUCCUUUGCCUGAUCCAUAUUGCAGUUUUUUAGCGCGAUCGAUGAAUAUGGAGCUUUACAACAACAUGGCAGCACUGUACCAGCAGACCACACAAGCAGCAAGCGGCCCUUCACAGCCCAACCACCCCCAAGGUGAUUAACAACAAUAAGAGUAUUUGUAAAACAAUAAGAAAGAAUAGGAGGAGGAAAAAGAGUAUAAAUAUAUGAGCCUAAUUAAUGUAACUUAAUAUGAACAAUUGUUUAUGUAUUAUUUUAUUGCUAAUUAAUAAAAUUAAUGUCUUGUAUAAUA
This is a messenger RNA of Hevea brasiliensis (rubber tree), 1514 nucleotides long. RefSeq names its product transcription factor PIF7. NCBI's taxonomy places the organism in Eukaryota, Viridiplantae, Streptophyta, Magnoliopsida, Malpighiales, Euphorbiaceae. Gene Ontology annotation, molecular function: protein dimerization activity. The record is from RefSeq and is a predicted model, not a curated record. Gene Ontology annotation, cellular component: nucleus. Bases 139 to 1365 code for a protein of 408 amino acids. The transcript has 6 exons.